UAAAAUUAAGCUUUUGGUUAUGAAAUGUUUAGCUUCGUUAACUUAAUUUUGUUUAUACAGGAAUGUAUUGAAUAUUGUAAAUUGGACAAAAUUCGUUCUUCAGGAUUAUGCGUUGAUGAUCAAAUUGCGUAUUCGCACAUGGAGGAACUUUGUGAAGAGGAUGAAACAACUAUGACGAAGGAAAUUUUAGAGCAUUGUAAUUCAAUGUGUCAUCCUGCAUGCCACGAGGAAAUAUAUGAAGUGAAAUACGACGAGCUACAAUUCCUUCAUCACUUGUGUAAAAAAAAGGAUGAAGCUUGCAAAAGUGCAUUCAUUACCCUCCAAGUUUUUUUUCGAAACUUCAGAUUAACAGAACGCAUUUAUGAGCCAAAGUAUAGGGAAGUGGAACUUUUCAGCUACAUCGGAGGAUACAUGGGAAUGUGGCUAGGAUUGAGUUUAGUUUCAGUGUUUGAUUUCUUCGAAUCACUUUGCUUAGUGCUUUAUUACCCUAUCAAGAAAAGAAUCAAAAAGGACAACUAACUAAAAGAUGCUAUUUAAACUUGCCAAAGAGGAAGACUUCAAGAAACACUUCGACAUUUACGUUUUUAUUUUAUUUAUUUGUUCAUUUUAUUUAUUUAUGUAUUUAUUUUUUAUAUUUAUGUAUUUAUUUUUUAUAUUUAUGUAUUUAUUUUUUAUAUUUAUUUAUUUUUCUUAACAACAUGUUUACUUUAGUGAUUGUGAACAAAAAGAGAAAUGUUUGUAAACUCAGGAUGCUCAGUAAUCACUAUCGUUACAUGAACUUUUAGAAUUAUGUGUAAUUUAAAAAAAAAAAAGUUCAUUUCGGGUCAUAAAUUGAUACGAUAAGAGAAAAAAAAUCGAUUUAAAAAUUUGAUGAUUUAAUAACUGAAGAGAGCUGGAAUAAAUACGUAUCUUGUGUAUUUGACGAGUCUACUAUCUCUGCAUUACACUGCUGAGAAGAAUAUAUGAUUCGCCUCAUUCAGGCCGAGCAGCUCUCAUUUUGAAUCGAUCUGAAUAAAAAUUUGUUUUACAGUGAACCGGCGUUGUCUAUGAUGCGCUUUCCUAUUAAAAAUUCAGACACUGUUAUAAUAUCAAAAUCUGCAUUACUGCCGGAGGAAGCAAAGAACAGUUGAAAAGUUAUUAGUAAAAAUACCUUCCCUUUUUUCCAGCAAUCAAACUGGUUUUCGUGUUUUUUUACAACCAUUGUUUUCAAUAAAUAUUUCUCAACUUUUAAUAAGGCUUUUUCCUUUCUUAAAUAUUUAUUUGCUGCCUUUUAUGAUAAAGUUUUUUUUUACUAUAAUUUGGACCAAAAAUUUUGAAAAUCUCUUAUGAUUAGAUCUGUGAUUGUGGAACAUCCUGUAGAAAUGAAUCAAACAUCAACAACGUUUAACAUAAUUUAUUUAUGAAUACAAUUUAUUUAUUAAUAUUGGUGGUAAUUUCUUUUUCAAUUCGAAAUUGUUUGUUCAAGAAAAAAAUAACAAUGCAUAAUAUUUGCUGCUAUUAGAUAUAAUCCUUUGUAGUUGUGUCGAAAAAAUACUCUUCCGAUUUCGUCGUUAAGCAUCGACUGUAACUUUUAUAUCUGUAAAAAAAUGGUUAUUCGCUUUGAUUAUAUGUUAUCUUGUAUGAAAGAAUGAAAUUGUGUCAUAAAAAUUUUCAUUUGCUUAAAAUUUAUUUUUACCUUCUGCAUAACUGUCAACUUUUACAAUUUCUUAAAAGAAUCUUUUGUAGUGAAAAAGAACUAACUAUUGAAUUAUCAUUUGUAAGGAGAAUUCGUUCACUUUUCGUCAACACUAACAAUUGUACUCGAUUUAUUAUCAAGGCUUUUACAUGUGCUAUUUUUAUUAUUCCUUUUUUCAAAUAUUUAUAUAUAGCAUCAAAUGAAUAAAUUA
Molecule: messenger RNA, 1886 nt
Organism: Parasteatoda tepidariorum (common house spider)
Lineage: Eukaryota; Metazoa; Arthropoda; Arachnida; Araneae; Theridiidae
Biological process (GO): sodium ion transmembrane transport
Cellular component (GO): plasma membrane
Molecular function (GO): ligand-gated sodium channel activity
Source: RefSeq, a predicted model, not a curated record